Cyprinodon tularosa is the source of this 1558-nucleotide messenger RNA. It is a transcript of the gene cldn5a, whose product is annotated as claudin 5a. The transcript has a single exon. The record is from RefSeq and is a predicted model, not a curated record. Gene Ontology annotation, cellular component: plasma membrane; bicellular tight junction. Lineage: Eukaryota; Metazoa; Chordata; Actinopteri; Cyprinodontiformes; Cyprinodontidae. Gene Ontology annotation, biological process: cell adhesion; bicellular tight junction assembly. Gene Ontology annotation, molecular function: structural molecule activity. The coding region runs from base 264 to 911 and encodes 215 amino acids.
GGAUGAAAGUUUAUAGUUGAGUUUUCACACCCCCACCUCGCAGAUAUCCGUGGCCCGGUGCUCCUGUGUUUCCAGUUGUUUUCAAAUCCAAUCACCAACAAAGAGACUCUCAGCAACGGUCUGAUUUCAAGGUGAAAAUAGUGACUGAUGCACAACUGACGCGGCGGCUACCAGAUAUAAAGGAGAUACUCUUCACAUCUUGCUGGAAAAAAGCGGAGAGUUUGAACACUUUUUCUUUUUAAGGACAGAAAAGGAGAGUUAAAAUGGUGUCGGCCGGACUGGAGAUCGUGGGGCUUUCCAUGUGCGUUAUUGGCUCGCUCCUAGUCAUGGUUGCGUGCGGGCUUCCCAUGUGGAAGGUGACAGCUUUCAUCGAGGCCAACAUCGUGGUGGCGCAGACCAUCUGGGACGGCCUGUGGAUGACGUGCGUGGUGCAAAGCACCGGCCAGAUGCAGUGCAAGGUGCACGACUCCGUCCUAGCCCUCACCCACGAUUUACAGGCGGCCAGAGCGCUCACCGUCAUCUCCGCGGUGCUGGGGGUGCUGGGUCUCAUGGUGGUGAUCGCGGGGGCACAGUGCACCAAUUGCCUCCGCACAGAGUACGUGAAAGCUCGUGUGGUGAACGCCGGAGGGAUCAUCUACAUCAUCAGUGGCCUGUUUGUGCUGGUUCCUCUAUGCUGGAUGGCCAACAACAUCAUUUCGGACUUCUAUAACCCGCAGGUGCCUUCAUCCAAAAAGAGGGAGAUCGGCGCUGCGCUCUACAUCGGCUGGGCGGCCACUGCGCUGCUGCUCAUCGGAGGAACGCUUCUGUGCUGCUCCUGUCCGUCCAGCGGGAACACGGGAUACUCUGUGAAAUAUGCACCAACCAAGAGAGCCUCGCAGAACGGGGACUAUGACAAGAGGAAUUAUGUGUAGCUGCGCGCUUUGCUUGGUGCGGACGGUGCGUAAAAGUGACUUGCCGCUUUCAAAACUGUUUUUUUUCUUCUUUUUUACACGGACUUUGUUUUUGCACCUCCAACGUUUUUAUGUAAAAAUUGAACUUUGAAGCAUCUCUGAUCCUUGGACCAUAUUUUUACACACUUUUUGGGUCUCCUGGAGUUGCGCGUUUGUUGUUUUUUUCUGUUCCGUUGUUAUUAUAAGACUAUUAGCUAAAAGUGGCAACUUACCGCAAAAAAAGUAUCUUUGUUUGGUGCCAGCUUUUGUAAAUUGUCAGAAAUAAUUCGUUUUGGAUUUAUUAACUCCCCCCACGACCCGUUUUGAUUCAGUCUCUUAAAGGAAAAUGCAGCGUUCUUUGUCCUCAGUGCAUUGUCAGCACAUUGCUGUACAGUAGCAGGCCAGUUUGUUUUUGUUAAUGGUAAGAGCAUUUUCUCAUUUAAAAACCAAUCAUCUUAAAAAACAAAACAAAAGCAACAUCAAAAAUAUGAGUGUUUUAUUUUUUUAUCUAUUGCUUUAAUGAUUUUAUUUGGUCAUUUAAGCUUUUCCCCCGUUCCUUUUCCCCCUUUCAGAGGGACAGAUUUCUUAACAUUGGAUUGAUAUCCUGUGCAUAUUUACAAUAUUUCAAA